AUGUCAACGAUCUUGGGCGAGCAGACAUCCCCGUUUUACACUAUAGCUACUCUCAUAGCUGGAAGUUCCAGUACUUUUUGCAUCAAAGUCCGACUCGAUCAAGGCGUGAAGUAUAUCUUUAAGGUAGAUGGUCCCAACAUGAUUUCUCUUCUAGGUUAUCAUCCCCAAGAUAUCGAGGCCGGGGCUCAAUUGACCCCACAUGCUAAUACACCCAUCGCCGAUGUCCCAGUGUCGCCUCAUGGAUCUGUGUCCAACCCCAGUCGAAUGGAAAAUUUGGCGCACUCCGGCAGCCGUGUACCUAGUUCUGCAUCCACUACUAUGCCUGGACCUGAUGUUCCAGCGUCGCCUCCUAGAUCUGUGCCAAAUCCCAAUCGAAUGGAGCAUCUGGCCUCACAGUCCGGCUAUAUGUGGACAUUGUAUAAUAGGGGUCCUGCCGCGAAGAGGGUGAAGGGAGAGGAUGGUUACGCCAGAAGUCAAUCACUGAACUACAUCGAUGAUGGUGACGAGUUCGAAAAACCCGCAGGGUCUAGUAAUAACAAGAGGAAGGCUGCUCAAAAAGUAGACCCAUCUCGCUCCUAG
This is a messenger RNA of Lentinula edodes (shiitake mushroom), 579 nucleotides long. RefSeq lists its product as uncharacterized. The coding region runs from base 1 to 579 and encodes 192 amino acids. Lineage: Eukaryota; Fungi; Basidiomycota; Agaricomycetes; Agaricales; Omphalotaceae. The record is from RefSeq and is a predicted model, not a curated record. The transcript has 4 exons.